This is a messenger RNA of Phalaenopsis equestris, 1633 nucleotides long. Its product is annotated as F-box/LRR-repeat protein At3g48880-like. Gene Ontology annotation, molecular function: protein binding. The transcript is spliced from 5 exons. Lineage: Eukaryota; Viridiplantae; Streptophyta; Magnoliopsida; Asparagales; Orchidaceae. The record is from RefSeq and is a predicted model, not a curated record. Bases 523 to 1536 code for a protein of 337 amino acids.
CGAGUGGAGCGGGAGAGGAAAGUUCGAGAGCGAGUGGUGGGCAGAUCGGAAGGUUGUGCCGCCGGCGAGGAGCUCGCCGGAAGUUGUUGUAGCCGGAGGUUUCUCCGGCGAGGUUCGUGGGUUUGAGAACGCCUUGUUCGGAGAGCCUUAUCAAGAUUUGGGUCAGGGAGACUGAGGCUUAAUUAAUUGAAUUUUGUCAAUCGGGCAUGAUGCGAGAGUUAAAAUUGGCUGACAAUUUGGGAGAAGUACAGUACUGAGCUUUGAAUUUGGUGGUUCUAAUUUGUGAUUAGGCUUAGGGUGGGAAAAAUCAGGCAUUGCUAAGUUGAGGAUUUCAUCAGAAAUGAUUGGGCGUGUUGAAGCCUCUUCAUAAUGAGGUGAUAUUAAAAAUUUGCACUUAAACAUAUGCGAUUUAUCUAGCACACGUGUGACCCAUGCUCGGAGCAUUGCGCCUUAAGACGAGCAUUGAGCGAAUCUGAAGUAAAACUAUCACAUGAGAACGCUCUCAUCCUAAUUUUGACAAGGAUGGCCGAAAUCAAAUCAGCAUCGAGGAGAUGGGAGGACAUGGAAACCGAUGUCCUCGUCAAGAUAUUCAAGGAGUUGAACAUGAUCGAACUUGCUCCGGUUGCUCUCGUCUGCCAUGCGUGGCGUUCGGCCUGUUCGGAUCCACUACUUUGGAACACACUUGACCUCGGUCUCCUGAAAUCCAACUUCAUACAGACAAGGGCUUCGCCGUUCAUUUGGGUGGACGACAGGUCGGAUAGGAAAUUAAUGAAAGCCUUGAGGAUUGCGAUGUCGCUCAGCCGAGGAGCCGUGUCGUGCUUAAUUUUCCAUUUCAAUCUUUACAUGAAGGAUGAGCAUCUUGGUUACAUAGCUGAAAGAUGCCCCAAUCUAAAGAGACUGGUAAUGCCCGCCUGGAACCGCAUCACAAAGGACGGCAUCCGGCACGCCGUCCGCAUGUGGGAGCGCCUCGAAUCCCUAACAAUGCCGAGCAUCGCGCAUCCCUCCUACAUCAUGGAGGAGAUCCGCCGCAGCUGCAAGAACUUCUCCCAUCUCAAAAUAAUGGGCACCUUCGACGUCGACUUCGCUUUCUCCAUCGCCACCAACCUCCCCAACCUCCGCGUCCUCAGCCUCCGCUGCUCCAUCCUCAUCCGCGAAGCCCUACUCUUCAUCCUCGACUGCAUGGACCACCUCGAAACCCUCAACAUCUCCCACUGCCUCCUCCUCGACACCCCCACCACCACCACCACCACCACCUCCUCCUCCUCCUCCUCCUCCGCCGCCGUCGUCGGAAAGAAGAGAGUCUUCCGGGAGCUCGACGGGAGCAUUCGCGGCAAGGCGGCGAGGUUGCGGGAGUUCUUUCACUGCCAGAGCGGGUCGUGCGUGGCCUGCGAGAGGAUGAGCAGGGAUGAAGGGCUGAUGAGGUGGUACAAGUAUGAGGACUGGUUCUGGCGAGAGGAUGAGGUGAGUUCUCUUGCGUUGGGGGAUUACGGGAAGUUGUUUGAUGAGGGUUGCCUUGAUCUUGGAUUUCGAAAUUAGGGUUUGUGUCCAUGCGUUUUAAGGUAGAUGUUGGUUGCAGAAUAAUUAGGUAGUUGUUGGAGGUGAAACCGGCUUGAGUUGGUAUGAUGAUGUUUUG